UCGUUUGGUAACUCUGUUACAGAUCUAACGUGUAAAAUGCGGUUCCUGUUCAAAGUUUUCCCAUUGUUCGCCGUGUUGAUACUCCACGCAAAAUGUGAUACGCUUCAAAACGCUACUGUAACUGUGGCUACGUUGCUCGAAAGCCCGUAUACCAUGCAUGCCAAGUUAAGUGAGGGCGAGGUUUUAACCGGUAAUGCGAGAUAUGAAGGAUACAUAAUCGAUUUACUUGAUCUACUUGCUAAAAAUUUGGGUUUCAGCUAUGAUGUGCAAAUCGUAGAAGAUCACAGGUAUGGUGCAAUGCAUAAUGGAAAAUGGGAUGGUUUAAUCGGUGAAGUACGCAGUGGUCGUGCGAAGAUCGGUGCCGCGGCUAUUACUAUCACCAGUUUACGCGAAGCGGCAGUGGAUUUCACUAUUCCAUUCAUCAACUUGGGCAUCAGCAUACUUUACAAACGUUCAACUGAUGGCAAAGCCCUACCCUUUACUAAUGUAGAAGAACUUGCUGCAGCGGAAACUAUAAAAGUCGGUUGUGUUCUGGGUGGAGCAACUUACCAAUUUUUCAAGAACUCAGAUAUUCCAGCAUACAAACGCAUCUACGAACGCAUGGAAUCCGCUGAUCCCCCGACAUUUACACAGACAGUUGCUGAAGGCAUUGAACGCGUACAAAGUGGGGACUAUGCAUUUUUCAUGGAAUCAACGUCUUUAGAUUAUGCUGUGCAACAUAAUUGUGAUUUACAGCAAGUUGGUGGACUUCUUGACUCGAAAGGUUUCGGACUAGUAGUUGAGCAAGGAUCGCCUUUUAGGGAAUUGCUAUCGCAGGCUAUACUCUUAUUGCAAGAAUCCGGUGAUUUGGCGAAAUUGCACGAUAAAUGGUGGAAAAUGAAUGCUCAAAAAUGUGACCAUUAAGAUGUAAUGUUACAUUGGAAAUAAAGCAAUAACUAUUCAAAU
Molecule: messenger RNA, 945 nt
Organism: Bradysia coprophila
Lineage: Eukaryota; Metazoa; Arthropoda; Insecta; Diptera; Sciaridae
Product: glutamate receptor ionotropic, kainate glr-3-like
Cellular component (GO): membrane
Molecular function (GO): ligand-gated monoatomic ion channel activity
Source: RefSeq, a predicted model, not a curated record